UGUUCAAUGACAGAGCUUUUAAGCUCAACACUUCGAGCAAAUCAGGAAAUUGGGGUAUGCAAAAAAAGCUCUUUGCACUGCAGGGGUAAAAGAAAAACCCCCUAACGAAUGCAACACUGUCACUAACGAAGGGAAGCAAAGCUUUCGCAGGUACAAUCAAAGUUAUCACCAGAAGCUGAGAGUCAACGGAGACGCAAACAACCCUCGUGCAGGACAACGAAACGGUUGCGAGGAUGUGAUUUUGCUGCUGACUUCCUCAAGUCAACAACAUCGAACAACAAAUUUUUGCAGUCAGCAAAAAAAAAGAGUGCUUAACAGCUUGUUAGAUAGUUGUAGUGAAGUUUUGCUAAAAUGCGAAGUCGCACUGAGCUGGUGACCACCACAUUUGAUUUGGAUUCAGAUGAGGAGGACUAUAGUCCCGACGACGACGAUUCCGAGGAGGAUUGGCGACCCAAUAACAACAACAAGAAGCCGCAAACCAAACAAUCCGAAGCUGGCGGUGGCCGCAAACGCAAGUCCAGCGCUUCAACGGCAUUCAAGGCCAAGAGACGUGCGAUUGCUGCAGCGGCUGCAGCAGCAGCAGCGGCUGCGGCAGCUGCUGCUGUGGCAGCUUCCAAGGUGAGCGAUGAUGAUGACUUCGAGUCCGCUGACGACUUUUUGGAUGGCGACGAGGAGGAGGAUGAGGAUGAUUUGGAUACAGAGCACAGCGAUGAGGAUGAUAUCGAGUCGCCAGCUGCGAGCACCUCAACCAACAAACGUCCUCAGAGUCUGCCGCCAAAGAAGCAGUUUGCAGUGAAACUGACGCAGCUGGAUUUGCUAAUCAACAAGCGUGAAUUGUGUGCCAAGGAUUGGCUGCAGAAUGCACGUCUGUGUCUGUGGCGCAAGGAUGAGCAAACGAAGCUGUUGCAAAAGUAUUUGAGGGUCAAGACCACACAGGAUGCGGAACAGCAGCUGCUCUUCACCUCCAGCUCAGUGUACUCCAGCUGGGAUGAGCAGCACAUAGGUGACUUUGUGACCGUUAAAGUGAAUUGUUUGGAUCCGAAUAAUCGACGCAUUCAACUGGCUGAUUUAGAGGCUAUUAAAAAGUUGUCGCUGGAGCUGCAGGCGACACAACACGUGGCUGAUGAGGCGGCGGCAACAACUAAUUAACUUUCGAGUUUGUUUAAGCACACAACAAUUCCUAGCGUUAACUUAGUAUUAUUAUUAGUAUUUUAAAAGUUGAAAACGAUUUUCAAAUUUAAUGUUUAGUGAAAACAAUUUCAAUAUCAAAUUAAAAAUCGCGCAUUU
This is a messenger RNA of Drosophila albomicans, 1287 nucleotides long. RefSeq names its product pescadillo homolog. Bases 352 to 1149 code for a protein of 265 amino acids. The transcript has 2 exons. The record is from RefSeq and is a predicted model, not a curated record. Lineage: Eukaryota; Metazoa; Arthropoda; Insecta; Diptera; Drosophilidae.